CAAAGACUUGCUCUGCUUUUGGAUGGUAUACCAUACAACGACUUCUUUCCAAAACGGCAGCCGCAACCCCUUGGAUAGCAUUGGUUUUCUGAAAGGAACGCACUUCUUCAUUUUCUUCCUGUUCUCAUUGCUGGAAGAGUGAGGUGCAUUUUUUUUCCAAGCUUCAGAAGUUUGCAGUUGGUGGUUGCUCUUGGCUGCAUUCCACGUCUUUUGACUUUUGCAUUUGGCAGCGCCUCUCCUUUGCGCACCUGCCACGUUGAACAAGACCCACCGUAUUCUUUACACUAAGAAUUGGUGUCAAGAUACGAGGCCUGGGAGCGUGUGAGACCUGACGACACAGUUUUUGAUCUCUUUGUCGCGAUCUCUCUUUCCCCCUUUUUUUUUGUUGGACGGUGGCACAAAAGAGAGAUUUUGAUCAGCGCCAUGGCCCUCUGAGUGCCGAUCCAUCUCGUUGUUUAGUUUGUUUCUGAUGUGGCGGAUGAGUUGCUGACCUCUCAUUCGUCACAAACAAGCCGUGCGUGAGGCUUUGUGAUCCAUCCCCCUUUUCAGUUUUCUCCCCUUUCUUUUGUUUGCGUAUCUUUGACAUACGUGUCAAGAUGGCGGCGUUAGCUCCUUUGCCUUUGUUCCCUCUUCCCGUCGAUGCUUCCAAUGACUGGCUCGAUGACUUGGCCGAUGACAUGCCCGAGGAUGACUACGACAUGGAGAUUGAGGAGGCCAUCUCCUGGGAACAAUCUCUUGCCGAGGACUUUCAAAUGCAUGUUGCAAAAGCUCUCAGCGUUCUCUCCAACGUCCGUGCUCAGCAGCGUCCCGACAAUGCCUGUGGUCCCGCCGACAUUCUGCCUCAACUUUGCCUGGGUGAUGCCAGCCAUGCGUUGGAUGUCGAACAAUUGCGACGUGCUGGUGUUUCUGGCGUGGUCAACUGCGCCGAGUCGGCUACUCUGUCGUCUCGGUCCGACUACCCCGCUGAAUGGGAGUAUCUGGGUUUCGAUGCCCAAGAUCACUCCCAUUACGACAUGCUCGGAAACCACUUUGAGCAGGUCGCUGCCUUUAUCGAUGCCGCUGCCGCCGCCAAGCGCAAGGUUCUCAUCCAUUGCCAAGCCGGCGUGAACCGCUCGGCCAUGAUUGUCGUGGCUUAUUACAUGCUUUCAACCCAUACGCCUUUGUUGGCUGCUUUGGAUCAUUGCGCGCGACAGCGCCCUUGCAUCCUUCGCAACGUGGGAUUUAUUGAGCAACUGGUUGUCUUUGCGCACGAACACAACCUGCUCGACGAGUGAAGUUGUCGUCACGCUGAUGGGGACUGGGGCCUGUGGCCCGUCCCUUGGCCGGCUUUGCCGAGUCUGACGACGCUCUUCUCGGGUCCUAAGGUGCCAAUCAUCUAGUUCAACCGCCUUGUGGUUGCAACUGGUGGUGUCAAGACCCGCUGUGUUUUUACUUUUGUCACAAUCACCAUCCAUUUGUGCCUUUGUGCCGUUGUCACGCUUGCUGUUCGCAUGAGUUGCCUGCUUGACGUUUUAUAAUGGUCUCUUUGUGUCAUUCCUGUCCCUACUCUCUUUACACUUUUCUUUUUUGAUACCUUUUUCUUUCGUUUCUUGCUGGUGGUGGUGUCCUGUUGCUUUUAUUGGCUGAGUGGGGCUUGAAGUCUGUCCGAGCAUGAGUCAUGUGGCACAUGCUUGGGCAUUCUCAGCCUUCUCGAGACCUUAAUCGCUUUGCUGGGAUUCGUCGUGUACUCCCCCACGACGUUGGCCUUGUGCUUUGUGCCAACACCGCAAUCGCUUUCUACUUGUUGAUGAAAAGCGGGGGAGGCCUUGAGUCGGUACCCCAUUUGCAAUGGGCUACGACCUUGGCAGAACUUCUACUGCAAUUGAGUUGCAGGCUGGG
Molecule: messenger RNA, 1878 nt
Organism: Monosiga brevicollis MX1
Lineage: Eukaryota; Choanoflagellata; Craspedida; Salpingoecidae
Exons: 3
Coding region: 597-1274 (225 amino acids)
Biological process (GO): negative regulation of MAPK cascade; protein dephosphorylation
Cellular component (GO): cytoplasm
Molecular function (GO): MAP kinase tyrosine/serine/threonine phosphatase activity; protein tyrosine/threonine phosphatase activity
Source: RefSeq, a predicted model, not a curated record